Messenger RNA from Penicilliopsis zonata CBS 506.65, 1870 nucleotides. RefSeq lists its product as hypothetical. Lineage: Eukaryota; Fungi; Ascomycota; Eurotiomycetes; Eurotiales; Aspergillaceae. The record is from RefSeq and is a predicted model, not a curated record. The transcript is spliced from 2 exons. Bases 112 to 1731 code for a protein of 539 amino acids.
GUACUCUACAUAAAUCCCUUGCCAAGACGCUAGAAAACAACUAGUGCGAUAAAAGUCAAGUAAUACCCUUACUCUACUCCGUAUACAGGUGAAUGUUACAAUAGGCCUACAAUGAUAUGGGAUCGUGAUAGAAGAUUUGAUGAUCGACGUGGUGGUGAAACAUAUCGCCCUCCAGAACGAUCAGGGCGCUCACCAGGGUUCAUUCGUCACAGAAGGUCACCAUCAAGGGCCCGGUCUCCUCGCUUUUCGGCCGAUUCCUGGGUGCCCCCAGCUCGAAGCACCUCGCAUCGAAUCCCAAGUCGCUCUCGACCACCUUUCCGACAUCGCUCUAGGAGCCCUGCGCCCCGCAGAGAGACCCAGGCAGGUUACUAUAGGAGGUCUAGGUCUCCAAGACGUCACUCGCCCCGACGCGAGGAGAGACCAAAAUCUCCUAGUAUCAAUUGGCGGACUAAGACACCCUAUGCCAUAAAUGCCAUAAAAGGUUUUCGUGAUGAAACUCGAGACCAAAGUCCACAGAAGCGAGUAUCCGAGGCUCCACCGCCAGGAGGAAACCAAAUAUCUCUUCACAGAGAAUGUGACCGCUCAAGCCUACCUACCGCUAACACACUCCUUGAACAUCCAUCACCGGCCCCAAGAGGCUCAACAUGGGAAUGUAAACAUCAGCCACCGAUCCACACUCGUUCCCGUAGCCCCUUUCAAAAAGGCCACCCCCAUUCCCUCUCAGGAGAUACGAUUGCGAGACGGUCGCCUUCUCCCAGACGGGCCCCAUCUGUUUACACUUCCGCAGCUGAUUCGGUUAAUACAUCCACACGAUCGUCACCUCAGCAUCACGGCGACACAGGCAAGACCGCCUAUAAUAGUACUACCAGUCGAUCUCCGACAAUGCGACCCGCUCAAACGCGCCAAUAUAGCCAGCCAGACAUUGCUUCCAGAAGCCAAGAAAAGUCCACUUCACAAGUAUCUGGACUGACUCAUACUGGGAUGGAAAAAGUACCUCUCGUUGAGGAUCGAAUCGCGCCGGCCAUGGAAAAAGGGAAUCCGAAGACCAAGUCUACAGGUCUUCCUUUAUUGAAUCCCAAAUCACCAAAUGAUAACAAGGUUACCAGAGAUGCCCCGACUCAGCCAAAAAGCCAUAAUUUGACACAGAAUCAUUUACCACCAUCCGGCCCUACUCAUGGCUCAAGAGCCUCUUUUCCACAGGUUCGUGGACCCAACAUAUCAUUGCUUUCUGCACCGACCCGCCCCCGUGGUGGACCGAAUGCGAGGGAGAAUUCUUGGCUAGGAACUCCAAUACCCCGCAGAGGACAUAUAGUAUCUGUAACUCGGCCCCCUCCCUCGGGCCCACGAGGCAGUUUUCCGCCACCGGUACCGGUAAGUGACCUUCAUCGACAUUCCCCUUAUCGUCAAGGCAAUUCUGCAGUUCCCAACCAUUCCCGGCCUUCCAAAGCGUCUACACUCAUCUCCGGGCUUUUGCCGAUGAUUCCGGGCGGGAAACUGUUGCCCCUGGGCUUGGAUUCUGCAACUAUGAAGCGUCUCUCUCAUCCGCUGUCCGAUAAGGAAAGAUUAAUGGAGCAAGUAACAGAGAAACAAAAUACCAAGAGACUUGAACUCCGUGAGUGGGAAAGGCUUGAGAGGGAAUCCUCCAUAAGCACGCUCAAAAGUGAACUAUCGGAAGGUCAUUUGCAGCGAAUGACGGAAAAUGAUCAUUUCAGCGGAACCGCAUUAUUUUGAGAUAUUUCCAUGAAGUCCCACUUCGCCAGUACAUUCAAGUUAUACAAAAUCUCCUGGUUUUAUGAUAGCCCUUUGAUAUUUGAAUAACCUCGGAUAGUUGCCAAAAUUUUCUUAUAUCUAUUCUGUAGCGAAGCAUCUC